Molecule: messenger RNA, 3436 nt
Organism: Megalops cyprinoides (Indo-Pacific tarpon)
Lineage: Eukaryota; Metazoa; Chordata; Actinopteri; Elopiformes; Megalopidae
Product: TBC1 domain family member 22A-like
Exons: 14
Coding region: 133-1818 (561 amino acids)
Biological process (GO): activation of GTPase activity
Molecular function (GO): GTPase activator activity
Source: RefSeq, a predicted model, not a curated record
CCAGUCAACAUGGCGACUCUCUGAGCUCAACAGGAAGAGGCUAUUUGUAAAUAAACACCCUGGAGGCAACAGGCAUCAUCAUUAAACGUUUGCAAUCUCGUUAUUCAUGAAAUACUGCACAGGAAACAGAAAAUGUCAAACGACGGCAGCAAAAAACAAUUCUGGAAAAGAAACACCGCUAAGGUCCCUGGCAGCAUACAGCAUGUCUAUGGAGCGCAGCACCCACCUUUCGAUCCCCUCCUCCAUGCCAAUUUAAUGAAAGCUGGAAACAAGCCGCAGGUGCUGACACCGGGGAAACCGAAGAAGGCCACCACCUUCCAGGAGUUCGAGAGCAUCACCAGCGACGCCUGGGACGUCGGGGACGACGAUGACGAGCUGCUGGCCACAGCUGCGCAGAACCUGAACAUCGAGGUCGUCAUGGAGACGGCCAACAAGGUGAUCGAGAACCACAGCAAGCUGCAGGAGCAGCAGCAGCACCAGCAGCAGCAGCCGAAGCAGGCAGAGGCUGGGUUCGACAAGGAGGAGGAAGAGGAGGAGGAAGAAGAAGAGGAACGGGAGGAGCCUGCCUCCGAGCUGGCCUUCAACUCGCGACCCCGCCCCUACGGCGAAAGCCGCAUGGUGAAAUCGUUCAGCGAGGCCCACAUCGAGUCGCCAAAGGAAGGGGGUGGGGAGAAGGGGGUCCUUCAGCGGCAGCAGUCCCUCCCUCACCGGCCUGUCAUCCCAUUGGUGGCCCGCAUGGCUGACCAGAACACGUCCGGGGCCCUCGUCAUGACGGAGAGGGAGGCAUCCCGCCUGGACAAGUUCAGACAGGUCCUUGCUGGGCCCAACACAGACCUCGAUGAGCUCCGGAGACUGAGCUGGUCCGGAAUCCCGCGGCAAGUCCGUCCAAUCACGUGGAAGCUGCUGUCCGGCUACCUCCCGGCGAACGCGGAGAGGAGGGAGAGCACGCUCCAGCGAAAGCGGCAGGAGUACUUCGGCUUCAUCCAGCAGUACUACGCCUCCCGAAACGAUGAGCACCACCAGGACACCUACAGACAGAUCCACAUAGAUAUCCCCCGUAUGAGUCUGGAGUGUUUAGCACUGCAGCCCAAAGUAACGGAGAUUCACAUUGACAUUCCCAGAACUAAUCCUCUUAUUCCUCUCUUUCAACAAGCUUCUGUGCAAGAGAUAUUUGAGCGAAUCCUCUUCAUCUGGGCCAUCCGCCACCCCGCCAGUGGCUACGUGCAGGGCAUCAACGACCUCGUCACGCCCUUUUUUGUCGUUUAUGUCUUCGAAUACAUCGAGGAAGAGGUGGAAAAUUUCGAUGUUUCCAGCUUGCAGGAGGAAGCGCUGCGGAACAUCGAGGCUGACAGCUUCUGGUGCAUGAGCAAACUGCUGGACGGCAUUCAGGACAACUACACCUUCGCCCAGCCUGGGAUCCAGAGGAAAGUGCGUGCUCUGGAGGAGCUGGUUAGCCGGAUCGACGAGUCGGUGCACCGUCACAUGCAGCAGUACGAGGUGGAGUACCUGCAGUUCGCCUUCCGCUGGAUGAACAACCUGCUGAUGAGAGAGCUGCCUCUGCGCUGUACCAUCCGACUGUGGGACACUUAUCAGGCAGAACCAGAGGGUUUCUCACACUUUCACCUGUACGUCUGCGCGGCUUUCCUGGUACACUGGCGGAAGGAGAUUUUGGAAGAGAAGGACUUCCAGGGGCUGAUGAUUCUAUUACAGAACCUACCCACGAUGCACUGGGGUAACGAGGAAGUCAGCGUUCUCCUGGCAGAGGCGUACAGGUUGAAGUUUGCCUUCGCAGAUGCACCCAAUCACUACAAGAGAUGAGAGUCACUUACGGCCCACAGAACUAGGGGAUUCGAGGUCCCCCUUUUUUUCUAAAUUCUCCCGACCGCACAGCUACAGCGAGAUUAGAAGUGUGCUUUUUCUAUUCUGUGUACAGUUCUUAACAGCAGCUCUUGAUAUUACAGAUGUGCUCACCAGUUGUGGUUGGUGAACUACUCAUAGGGGAGACUGAGAAUCUACCUUUAGCCUGAUAAUAGUCCUGAAGCUGUUUUUGUGUGAUGCCAAUUUAAAUAAUGAUCACCCAUCCUUUUUACUUAACUCUAAUGUGGGAGCAUUACUUUUUGCACUUUACAUAUGAAUAAUUUUGGUUAUAACAAAGACAUGGGGUUGCUAUAGAUCAUUUUUUUAUUAUAACAAAGAGAUCAAAGAUUUCAGCAUUUUUGUUACCUGAAAUGAUUUCAUUAAUUUUGAACAUGAAGGCAGAGGUACCACAUUAGAUGGAUGAUCCUGAUGUGGCAUGCUAACCGGUCAUGCAGAACGAUCAGGAACAGGUCCGGGGGUCUUGUUGACAGUAAAUUCUCUGCCCGCUGCCUCUGUUGCACACACUCCAUUGUCACCUGCAUCCUGUCGAACUCGGUUAAUGCAACCGCAGCUAACCAAAAAAAGCCCAUGUAUACGCAAACGUUCAAGAGAUCAAUACUGUAUCCCUGCCCAUGCCUUCAAGGCCUUUUCAUAGAGUUUGAUUUCAGGAAUCAUAUUACCUGCCAUGACAGUGGAAAUUGCCUGUUAAUUUAAAGCCUAUCCUAUUGGAUAAGAGCUACUGUCGUGGCAUGGGUCUAAUAGAGGUAUCUUUCCCUGCAUGGAGCAGGUUUAAACUUAAGCUAAUUGAAGCUAGCCAAGACUUUGUCAUUCACACGUCAGCAGUUGGAGAGGACAGACACACUCACACACACACACACACACACACACACACACACUGCUAAAAUAAUCAUACACUGCAGCAAUGCUUUCCCCAUCCAUCCACUUAAGGUUUCUAAGAAUUCUCUGGCUAUAGUGGCAUCAGACAUGGGUUUGCUCGAAGGUAAUGCCAGGCACAUUUCACACAUUAACCCAUAUUAUUAAAUGGAUGUACUUCCCACCACAAAACCCUUCUCAGAACUAGCGUUAGCACUAGUAACCCUUUCUUAACCAAGGACUACCUCAGGAACCAGUCGGGUUUGAUUCAUCAUUAAAGUGAAUGUAGCUGGGUGUGGUGAUCCAUUGUCACGUGAUACUGAUAGCCAUUUUAAUUCCUUAAAUGCUAGUCUUUUACCACAGAAGAAUUUCAUCAGAUUGCCUUAACCUGAUUGGUUUAUCCAUUUCUGUUUACACUGGAGACAGAGAUGUGAUAUUACACUUUGGCCAUUGUUGCAGUAACAUAGAUGUGUUGACAUUUAUACAAAUUAGAAGUAACAGUGUAUGUUGUUUUUUUUUUUUUUUUUUGAAAACUCUAGUCAGAUUAACUAAGAUUAACCAAUACAAAUUGUACAAGCCAAUUAUAUGUGUGGAUCCCUAUGUAUGAAGGCAGUUAGCACUUCACAUCUUAAUAGGGAAAAAAAACUGCUCUUGCAUUUUCUUUGAACGUGACAAGCUUAUGAUUUAUGUGCCAGUUUUACAACUA